AUGGAUAACAAACUCAAUCAAUCUAUGAGCACUUUCAAAGGGUCUUCUUUUUCAUUACCUAUAUAUAAUCAAGCCUCUGAUAAUCGUAUUCUCACUGCAAUCAAUACACACACACACAAAAAAAAAAAAAUCAUGGGUCUCACAAGCUUUACACAAGAGAUGUCAUGCCCAAUUGCACCGGCUCGCAUGUUCAAGGCUUUGAUCGUAGAUUCGAACAAGUUGAUACCAAAGCUCUUGCCCCAAUUCAUAGCAAGUGUGGAUGUGAUUGAAGGAAAUGGAGGGCCUGGUACCAUUGAACAAGUUAACUUCACUGAAGCUAGUCAAUUCAAAUAUGUGAAGCACCAACUCAAAGAACUGGACUGUGAUAACUUUCUCUGCAAGUAUUCUAUGAUUGAAGGAGAUCCAUUGGGUGACAAGCUUGAAUCUAUUGAUUAUGAAGUUAAGUUUGAGGCUACUUCUGAUGGAGGUUGUGUGUGUAAGAUGACAAGUAAUUACAACACAAUCGGAGAAAUUGCGGUCAGUGAGGAGAAAAUCAAAGAAGGCAAAGAAAAUGCUGUGGCAAUUUACAAAGUUGUGGAAUCAUACCUUCUGCAGAACCCUGAAGUGUAUGCCUAGUUUGAGUCUUCUUCAUAAUUGAAGCUAAAGAUAUUUUAUUGAUUGGAUUUCAUAUAGAUAAUAAUGCUAUUCUUGUACCAUAAUUUUAGUGUGCCUGGUACAAGAAUGACAUAUAUAUAUAUAAUACUUAACACCAACAGAAAGCACCAUCUUACUAUUGGAAUUUCAUUUUUUUUUCUAAUUUCUGUGUGUGUUUUUUUUCCAGAGAUUUACAAUGAAUAAAAUCAAAGAUACAUUUGUGAGUAA
This is a messenger RNA of Humulus lupulus (European hop), 861 nucleotides long. RefSeq names its product pathogenesis-related protein STH-2-like. The coding region runs from base 1 to 615 and encodes 204 amino acids. Gene Ontology annotation, biological process: abscisic acid-activated signaling pathway; defense response. The transcript is spliced from 2 exons. Lineage: Eukaryota; Viridiplantae; Streptophyta; Magnoliopsida; Rosales; Cannabaceae. Gene Ontology annotation, cellular component: nucleus; cytoplasm. Gene Ontology annotation, molecular function: protein phosphatase inhibitor activity; signaling receptor activity; abscisic acid binding. The record is from RefSeq and is a predicted model, not a curated record.